This is a messenger RNA of Staurois parvus, 712 nucleotides long. The record is from the annotation of a GenBank genome assembly. Lineage: Eukaryota; Metazoa; Chordata; Amphibia; Anura; Ranidae.
GAGGCACAUCAGGCUGGGCAGCGGGCGGAGGCACUUCAGGCUGGGCAGCUGGCGGAGGCACAUCAGGCUGGGCAGCGGGCAGAGGCACAUCAGGCUGGGCAGCUGACAGAGGCACAUCAGGCUGGGCAGCGGACAGAGGCACAUCAGGCUGGGCAGCGGACAGAGGCACAUCAGGCUGGGCAGUGGACAGAGGCACAUCAGGCUGGGCAGCAGGCAGAGGCACAUCAGGCGGAGAAGCGGGCACCGGCCAUUGGGCGAGGCAGCGGGCACCGGGCCAUCGGGCCGAGCAGCGGGCACCGAGUCAUCGGGCAGAACAGCGGGCACCGGGUCACCAAGCUCGACAGCGGGCAUCGAGUCACCUGGCACGAAAGCGGGCACCGAGUCAUCUGGCACGACAGCGGGUACCGAGUCAUCUGGCACGACAGCGGGCACGAGUCAUCUGGCAGAACAGCGGGCACCAAGUCACCUGGCUCGACAGCGGGCACCGAGUCAUCUGGCACGACAGCGGGCACCGAGUCACCAGGCACGAAAGCGGGCACCGAGUCAUCUGACACGACAGGGGUACCGAGUAAUCUGGCACGACAGCGGGCACCGAGUCAUCUGGCAGAACAGCGGGCACCGAGUCACCAAGCUCGACAGCGGGCACCGAGUCAUCUGGCUGGAUCGGCGUACACUGAGUCAUCAGGCAUCAGGGCAUCAGGCUGAACAACGG